AUCGAAUUCAAUCCGCGACGUGACAAUUAAUUUAAACGGGAAAACUAAAUUGGCCCGAUAUAUAUCGUGUCCCUCUAUUAACAAAUAUACUCACACCCAUAACAGCGAAGUAAUAAACUCCAAAUACUAAGUAAACUCAUAAUUCCCAAAAGCUGUUCUGUUGUAAUCUAACCAAUUCACAGUGAAAUCCGAUUGCACUCAUAGCAGCUGGUGUUAGCCUUUGUAGUGCAGCAAGGCAAAUUAAUUUUCCGCUUUUUAAAGUUAACAGAUAUCAUAAUACACACCCAGCAAAUAUAGUACAGGUACUUUUAUCGGUUUAUAUCUGUGCACACAAUGAGCCACAAUGAAGACCACAGCUCAAGCCCCGAGAGAACAAACGACUCCGAGGCGACUGCUGCUGGCAAUCCACGCCAACAGCUGGAAACCUAUCGCGUUUAUGUGGUUACCUGGAAUGUAGGCAGUCGCUUUCCGGACAACAUAUCACUGCGCCACCUGCUCGGCUUGCAUGAUGCAAACGAUGCUGCGGAAGAGCACUUGCCGGACAUUUAUGCCAUUGGACUGCAAGAGGUAAAUGCCCAGCCGCAGCAACAAGUCUUAAGCUUGUUUAAGGAGGAUCCGUGGACGCACAAGGCAAAAGAGCUUCUGCGCAGCUACAACUAUGUAUCCGUGAAGUCAGAACAAAUGCAGGGCCUGCUUCUAACCAUGUUUGUGCGUCGCCCACACGUAGAGCACCUCAAUGACAUCGAGUCAGAGUUCACGCGUACCGGCUUUGGCGGUAUUUGGGGUAACAAGGGUGCGGUGAGUGUUCGUUUCACAAUGUAUGGCUGUGGACUGGCCUUCGUGGUGGCCCACUUGGCUGCGCAUGACCAUCAGCUAGAUGAACGGAUCGAUGACUACAAACAAAUACUGGAGAACCAUCAUUAUCACGUGAAACACUAUCGUGAGAUCUACGACCACGAUUAUGUCUUUUGGUUUGGUGAUCUCAACUUUCGUCUGCAGGGCAACGACUCCUCCACAGAGGUCAGGGAGGCGUUGCGCAAUGAAAGCCAGUACGUGACUCUUAUAAAGCGGGAUCAGCUGUUACAUGUUCGGGAACACACACAGCAGGCUUUCCAAGUAAUGCACGAACGAAUGCCUGCAUUUCCACCCACGUUUAAGUUUAAGGAGGGCACCUCCGAGUACGAUUUAAAGCGUCGUCCGGCCUGGACGGAUCGCAUCAUGUACGCCGUGCAGCCGUCAAACCGUCAACGUGGGAUGCAGCUGGCCAUCGAACAGUCCUCGUACAAAUCCCACCCAGUCUACACCAUCAGCGACCACAAGCCGGUCACAAGUGAAUUUACAAUUAAGCUGUAUCCAAAUGUUCGGGCCCCAGGUGUGAGUUUCUCCACUAUUUCGCUAUGGCGCAUUGGUGACGAGAACACCGUGGAGUACCGCAAGCAGGUGGAGUUCGAUGAAGGUCCCCAUGACUGGAUAGGCAUAUACCCCAUUGACUAUGCUAGCUUGGCGCACUAUUCUGCUUAUGAGUACGUCAACCAGGCCGAGUCCCCCACCUCAUCGGACUCGAACAAUGAGCGCGAUUACUUCGAUACGCCUGCCCGGCAUCGGCGUGGCCGCCACCAUCACCGGAAUCGCCAGCGUCUGCGCCGCCAACAGGAGACCGACGGAGAGCAAGUUCGCAUCGACUUUGCUGACGACGUGGAGCUACGGCAUGGUGAGCAGUACGUGCUCAUCUACUUUCGCAGCACAGGGUUGCGGGGUGUGACCAGCCUGUCAGGGAUCAGCAGCGCGUUUGUGGCUGAGAAACAAAGCGGUUCGCCUUAUCGAACCGAGUACAAUGUUGACUAGCUAGCCGAGGCGCUGGACGUCAGUAUAAUUUAGUCCAAUAGCAACCUGCAUUUGUUUUUCCCCAUCAACUGUAUCCAUUACUGUUAUUAUUGACAUUUUUUGAUUGCGUUUAGUUGGUUGCCUAUUAAUAUACAUAUGUAUGUAUGUACAUAUUUUUCAUUUUUAAUACAUAUAAUAUAUAUGUAGAUGCAUUUAGUUAUACACAUAUAUAUAUGUACAUAUUUUGUUAUAGAAUUAUACUAAACUCAACAAAUAAUGUCCGUGUACUCUCAUCUUGGCCCUGUGUGAAUUACGCUAUUUAUAUUGCAGUGUCACGGAAAUCGAGAAAUUCAACCGGUUUGUCAAUUUCGUAGCGGAUAAUUAUGGGUACUGGCAACUGGCAAGUAUGUGCUGCUAUGACUCAUCCCACUAUGUGCUACAAAGCAUGCAAUGUGAUAAGACCCCAGUUGACCCCAGUUUUUACUCAUACAAAAUAUAAAUAGAUCCGUUAAUUAAUACUAAGUAUCGUUAACAUGUCGUGUUAAAAAAAAAGGGGGCAUAAUUCACACAAAAUUCUUUGCGGGUAAAGAAAUAAUUCCAGUGUAGUCUUUGUCUUUUCUAUGGAUAGGUGAAUACAUAAAAAUGCAUGGAAAGACAUUUGUAUGUGUAUUUAUCUUAGUAUUCAUUCCCUAACUGUCUUUUUAAAUAAUAUACCUAUUUACAGCAAUAAAUACAUAUUGCAAUGAAAA
Molecule: messenger RNA, 2573 nt
Organism: Drosophila obscura
Lineage: Eukaryota; Metazoa; Arthropoda; Insecta; Diptera; Drosophilidae
Product: phosphatidylinositol 4,5-bisphosphate 5-phosphatase A
Exons: 1
Coding region: 334-1845 (503 amino acids)
Biological process (GO): phosphatidylinositol dephosphorylation
Cellular component (GO): cytoplasm; ruffle; plasma membrane
Molecular function (GO): phosphatidylinositol-4,5-bisphosphate 5-phosphatase activity
Source: RefSeq, a predicted model, not a curated record